Messenger RNA from Cavia porcellus (domestic guinea pig), 9283 nucleotides. It is a transcript of the gene Btbd19, whose product is annotated as BTB domain containing 19. Gene Ontology annotation, molecular function: protein binding. Lineage: Eukaryota; Metazoa; Chordata; Mammalia; Rodentia; Caviidae. The transcript has 6 exons. Bases 834 to 1865 code for a protein of 343 amino acids. The record is from RefSeq and is a predicted model, not a curated record.
UAGCUCAGCUGGGAGUCCCUGACCCAACAGAGCCUUGGCCCACUCUGGCAAACCCAGACAGUCUCCAGACCUUUGCUAACCCAAGUGCCUGGGGGUGGUCCCCAGCUGGCCACGCCUUUCGGCUGCUUGGGGUCUAGGUUACCGCUUCCCCACAAGCAGCUGCAUCUCAGGGAUGCCAGAGGCUUUGUGCUUCUGUCAGAACUGAUACCUCCUCUGACCCACCUCUAGGAGGGAUGGGACUGCUGUCUCUCAAGCUAAGUAUGAGUCCUGAAAACCAUUUAUGGGGGUGGGGUUUUCCCAUCUUAGCUAACCUGAUCCUAAUGAUGAGCCUGUGGGGAAGAAGUAGGAAGCCAGGGAAAUUGAACUCUGGACCUGGCACAGACAGGAGCCAAUGCUAGGGCCCUCUGACUCUGCUUAGGGCCCCUGUACAGGCUGAAAUUUUCCCCUGAGCCUGUGGGGAGGUAGGCGGAGCUUCCUUAGGCCCAGCUCCAGUUUCUAUGGAAACCCACAGGCUUCCCACCCCCUGGCUGCUUGAGCAGGCUCCUAGCCUGGGCCGCCUCUUCUGCUCUGUCUGCUUCAGCCUUGGCCUCUCCAAGGUCCCUGUCUGUCCUCAUUCCUGAGGCCUUGGCCUCCUCACCAGGCCUCUGAUGUCUUCUAAAGGAACCUAGGCCUUUUCUUCCUUAAACAGCAGCUUCUCAGCUAACAGGCCUCGCUGACUACUGGCCCUCUCUCAGGCCUCUCUAGUCUCCUCACCACCUUGAGGCCGGGCCAGGGGAAAAUAACACACAGCAGCUUCCUGGGCCACUCCAGCCUCAUCUCCCCUCGCCUUGCCCAUGGAGAGCCCAGGACUGGUCGUGCAUGGACAGGCUGCGCCCUUUUCCACAGCGCUCCGAAGCCUUGUCAACAAUCCCCAAUUCAGUGAUGUCUGCUUUGUGGUUGGUCAAGAACGGCAGGAGGUAUUUGCCCACCAGUGCUUGUUGGCCUGUAGAUGCAACUUCUUCCAGAGACUUCUGGGCACAGAGUCGGGCCCUGAGGUGCCUAGACCUGUAGUACUGAGCACAGUGCCAGUGGAAGCCUUCUUGGCAGUGCUGGAGUUCCUGUAUACCAACAGUGUCAAGCUGUACCGCCACUCUGUAAGCACCCUGAGCAGGGGCUUGGGUGGGAAAGGCUGGGGUGCAGAAGUCUGCCUGCUAUACUGUGGUCCCUUGGGCAGGGGAAACUCCCUUCUGUUUCCCCAACCGCCCACUCUACAGGUGCUGGAAGUGCUGACUGCAGCUGUGGAAUAUGGGCUGGAGGAACUGCGAGAGCUGUGCCUGGAGUUUGUGGAGAAGGUGCUGGAUGUGGAGCUAGCUUGUGAGGCCCUGCAGGUGGCUGUCACCUUCGGCCUAGGGCCGCUGCGGGAGCGGUGUAUAGCUUUCAUAGAAGCCAAUAGCCAGGAGGCGCUACGGACCCACAGCUUCCUGGAGUUGUCGGCCGCUGCGCUGCUGCCUCUGCUGCAGAGCGACAAGCUCUGCGUGGACGAGGCUGAGCUAGUCCGGGCUGCCCGGAGCUGGGCGCGUGUGGGAGCGGCCGUGCUGGAGCGGCCGGUGGCAGAGGUGGCGGCCCCGGUGGUGCGAGAGCUGAGACUGGCUUUGCUGGCCCCGGCGGAACUCAGCGCCCUGGAAGAACAGAACCGGGGGGAGCCGCUUAUCCCGGUGAGGACGCGGGGCACCGGGGUCCGCUGCUGGCAGCGUGGCGGAGGGGAGCUGGAGGGCGUGAUUUGGCUCAGGGUUUUCGGGAAAACUGGCGCUGCAAGAAAUGCGGUGACCCCUUCUCUUCUAGGUGGAGCAAAUUGUGGAGGCGUGGAAGUGCCACGCCCUGCGUAGAGGAAACCCAGCCCAGGGCGCACAGUGCCGCCGCCGGAAGGGUACUCUGCCCCGGGAGCACCACCGAUUUCUGGGCCUGCCCUUCAGAUGACGCCAGGCCACAAUGUGCGAGGAAUUCUGAGGCAGUCUACACUACAACUCCCGACACGCUCUGUGCUUGCAGUGGGUUUCCGCUCCCGGCAUGCUUGGCGAGCCCCGGGCUGGAAGAAUCAUUCUCUGCCGGCUCUGAGCCGGCUGCUUGGGCGAGGCCUAGAGAGCGGUUCAGGGAGGGGACAGCGAGACCUGAAACCUAGGCUUCUUUCCCUCCACGCCCUCACUCUCCUAAAUGGUCUGCUCUCUUGACUCUCGGGUAUCUGUUCAGUUCAGCCUCCUUGUAGACCUGCUUCUUAGAGCUCUCUCCCUGAGUGCCCCCAGGCGGACAGGACAGUGCCAGAGUCCCUCAUCUUUCCUAAACUGUGCUUCCAUCCGGUCUGUCAUUUGCGUGGGUGCCCACGCCAGACACUUGGAGUUCAUCCUUGCCUCCCCCUUCUCUCACCUGCCUCAGGUCAUCUGUCUCCUGCGAGAGCUUCCCACUGGCCGGUGCCGCCCAGUCACAUCUGACUGGUCUUUCAGCGUCCACUCCAGCGCCCCCUCCAGUUAUUUCCAACACUGCAGCCUGCGCAUCCCUAACCUUAGCCUCUCUCCCUAAAUCCUUCAUUCCAUUUUACUUUUUUAUCUUUUGUGGUACGGGGAAUUGAAUUCUCAGCCUCGCGCUUGCCAGGCAGACGCUUAUGCCACUGAGCUAAAUAACUGCCCUUCCAUUUCACUUUUGGAUACUCCAAACUGCUGUGGCUCCUAAACAUUUAUUUAUUUAUUUAUUUAUUUUCUACUUGCUUUUGGUACUGGGAAUUGAACUCAGGACGUUGACCUUGCCAGGCAGGCGCUUAGAUUCCUAAACAUUUAGCAACUCUUUUUUUGAACUCUGCCUUUGCGCAAAUUUAUUCGUUUGAGACAUAUAGUCCUUCCAGUUCUGGAUUUUCUCUGUUACUGAAAAAAAAAAAAUUUGUUCUUUGAAACAGGGUCUCACCGUGUAGCCCACGCUGGCCUUGAAGUGCCCCUCCUUGUGUCAGCCUCUCAAAUACUAAGAUUACAGGUGUGCACCACCACACCACACUUGAAGACUUCUCUUGCUCCCUCUAUAACGUAUGAUCAUACACUUUGUCUUCCAGUAAACUUGAAUCUCCAAAAGAAAGAUCCCUGGAACCUGGGAUAGUGCCUUAUUUAUUUGUUUCUUCCAUCCCUGUCACAUAAUCCGUUUUUUAUUUUUUAAAUUUAUUUUAAUUAAAAAAAAUUUUUUUUGAGACUGGGUUUUGCUGUGUGGUUUUUCAGACUGGCCUUGAACUCAUUAUGUAGUCCAGGCUGAUCUAGAACUCAUGGUGAUCUUGCCUCAGCCUCCCAAGUGUGGGAUCACAAGCAUGGAGCCCAUACUACAUAAUCUGUUUUUAAAAUUUUGUUUUAUAAUUCAUUUUUAAAAGAUUGGGUGAAUGACUAUUUUCCCAUUUAAAUGUUACCUUAUUCCACAGUUAUUGUUUUACUUUUUUAAAAAAAAUAGUACUUUUGAAAAGCUUUUGAACUCUUCUCAACUAGUGAUUAUCCUCAUGUUCAGAUUACUAAACACUCGUCUAGGGCCAGGGUAUUAGUUCAGCAGCUCAAGUGCUUGCCUAGUAAGGUGAAAUUGUGAGUCUGAUCUCUGGUACCAAAAAAAGAAGAAAAAAAACACAUCUAAAAAUAGCAAAACAAAAGAAAAUAGAUGUCUCCUAAUAAACAAAAUGAGUAAACAUUUGGCUUCUUCGUUGAUAUUAAAUGAUUUGGUUCUAAAAAAAAAAGUGAUUUGGUUCUAAAAAUACUACAAAUAGUUGCAGUUAACUUUAGUUACACUAAAAUUUUUUUUAGCUCUCCAGUGUUCAGAGAGUCAACUUCCAUGGUAGACAUUAUACACAGAGCCUUGAGAGUCGUUCGCACAGAAAAUCACCUGAACUUAACUAAUCAAUGUACUGAUUAAAAAAUUAUCUGUGACCAAAAGCAUUGUCCUGUUUAUUAAACACCUAAUUAUAUUUAAAAAGCUGAGAAGCAGCUUGAGACGGUGGCCCUUACAGCUCUUGCUAUAAAAUAGUUGCCAGUCUGACAUGAGUGUCUGAAAAGAAUGACAGGAAUUAAAGGUUCUGCUUAAGUUCAAGGGAACUUUCUAGAAGCAAGUGGAGGGCCAAGAAUCUAUCUACCUGCUUGGUGGCAGCUCAUGAAGGGGAGAGGCCAAGAUUUGUUGAAUUCUUGUAAUACAGAGGAUGAGAUGAAGGAACAUCUGUGAUGUCAUCUCCCAGUGGGUUUCAAUGAGACAGCACUUCCGUGUAAGAAACGGGGUGAAGGGGCUGGGGAUUUAGCUCGGCGACAUAAGCACCUGCCUUGCAUGUGUGCAGUCAUGAGUUUGAUCUUGGCUCCUCCCCCCCAAAAAAGGAGGUGGGGCAGUGAAAGAUUUUCCAUCACUCUACUGUCACAUAUGGAAUUAACAUCCUAUGGGGGUGGCGAAACAACCAACUGCAAACAUGGAUUUCAUUGAACCAUUGAAAGAUCAUUGUUCUUCAGAUUUUAUUGUCUCUGUUUUAUAAAGCUAACUCUGCUAUUGUUUUCUUCUUUUCCAAUUUCUUACUCUGCUUUCCCAUUUCCACCUUCAGUGUUCAUACCUGUCUGUUCUGUAAACCAGGACCCAUGUAAUGCCCUGUACCAACUGCCUGCAUCCAGAGAUGAGAAUGUUGGAUGAGACUGGCUGCAAACAGAUGCUCAUCUCACACUUCGGUCCCUGCACUCCCACCCAAAGAGGGGAAGUGCUCAAGAGGCAGGAAGAGAUAAGUGUAAAGGACUUCAUCUGGAUUCUGUGACCACUGAGUCUGUUUUACUUUUUUAUUAAUCACAGGGUGAGCCUGGCAGGGUGGCAUAUGCCUGAAAUCCUAGCAUCUGAGAGGCUGAGAGUCAAGAGAAUCAGGAGUUUGAGAACUGUGUGGGCUACAUAGUGAGUUUAAGGCCAGCCAUGGAUGGCCACUAUAGUGGGGAGAUUUUGUCUCAAAAAACCCAAAAAAGCCAAAACAACAACAACAAAAAAGUAUUAAAAAAAAAAAAAAAAAGGGCUGGAGUUUUAGCUCAGUGGCAUAAGCGCCUGCCUGGCAAGUGCAAGGUUGUGAGUUCAAUCCCUGGUACCAGAAGAAAAAAAUGUUUAAAAAAACCCCCAAAAGAUCAGGCAUGAUGGUGGGUAUACCUGCAGUCCCAGCACUUGGAAAGCCGAGACAGGAGAAUCAUUACAAAUUCAAGGCCAGUUUGGCAAACAGUGAACUUAAGCUCAAUCUGCACUACAUGGGGAGAUCCUCUCAGGAAAACAACAACAAAAAAAAGCCUGGUGUGAUGGUGCACACUUGGAAUCCCAGCAUUCAAAUCUGAGCCAGGAGUAUUGCUAUGAUUUUGAGGCCAGCUGGGCUGUGGUUAAGUUCAAGCCUGGCCUGCACUACAUAGUGAGACCCUGUGUUUAAUUAAUUAAUUAAUUAAUAAAAAGCUUUUUUUUUUUUCAUUGUGGUGGCUCAUGAUACACAAUGGGGAUGCAUAUGGUUGUGAUGUUGGUUCAAUUAGCUGUCAACUAAAGAGGAAGGAGCCAGACUUUUGGUUUCCAAAUCACUGCUCUACAGAUGCUGUGGAAGGGCAAGACCUGAUCUUAUAGUAUAACAUCUACAGGGCUGGGGAUUUAUUUAUUUAUUUGUUUUUGUCUUUCUUGUUUUUAUCGGUACCAGGGAUCGAACUCACGACCCCACACCGCUGAGCUAAAUCUUCAGCCCCUAGGGCUGGGGAUGGGGCUGGGGAUCUAGCUCAGUGACACAAACGCCUGCCUGGCAACACAAGAUCUUGAGUUUGGUCCCUGCACAAUGUUGGCUCAAGUCCUGCAUUGGAUGUGUAAUUAUCUGAUGAUUCCUUCUGCCCUAGAAGACUUUGACAUUGGUUGUGGUAUGCUCAGGGUCAAAUGGGACCGGAUUGACCCCACUAGCAACAAUUCCACACUGUGGUUCUACAUCUUAAGACUAGUUACUUCGGCUUCACCUUGGAAAACAUCACAAAUCUGGCCCAAGAGGACAGGCCUGUUAUGAUUGGCUCUGCCAGUGCCCUUGGAGAGUAUGGGUUCCUGGCUCUGCAAAACUUUGAUAGGAGAUUCUCCUCCUGCUUUCUGGACUGGGCAGCCUUUGCAAUUAUGCUCUCCCCCUUCAUUGGGAUCCCUCUGCUUUUGUGACAGUUCAGCAAACCCAAGAAAAACUGAGUGAAGUUCUGUGCCCCCCUCUCCCAAGAAACUAGGUAUUUCCCAGAUUCCAGAGGGUCUUUCAAAUGUAAUCUCUUCAUCAUUGGCCCUUGGCCACCUCCUGGAUCCUGCUCUCAUCUAGAGUGAAGGACCAAACCUGGAAAUCUUUGGGAGCCUCCUUGGUUCCACCUUAAAGUCAUACAAACAGGGAUGCCUUUGGGCACAGCCUUCAACCCAGAGGGUCUCUGGGGCCCUGCUGAGGUGCUAUUGAUGUACUGCUAGCAACGUUUACCCUUGGGGGUGUAGAAGAGGCCUUUGGAGGCAGCCCAAGCCCACCCUACUUUGCCCCCCCCUUCCCCUCAGAAAGCAGUGGGACUCAGAGGCCACCCAGUGUCUGAGUAAACAAGUACUUACCAGAUAUCAAGGACCUGGCCAAGAUCUCCAAUCUCUCAAAUGAGUGUAUGGCAAAGGCUUAAAUAAAUGAGACAAGUAGUAUAAUUUUAGGGCUCCAGGAGAAUCAAAACCCUCUAACAGAGUUCGAGACUCUGGGGGCUGAGACAAAGAGGCAGCCCAUAUUUAUUAGGUUUUCAAACAAAGAGAGGGGAUACUGAGAAAAGCUUGGGAAUUGAGCAAGAACUUGGGAGUCACUUCAAAGGUUUCUCCAAGUAGUAAAUUAUGCCAAUUUAGGCGAACUGUCUCAUCUCCAUGAUGACAUUUAUGGUGAGAAUGAGACAGCAGGAGUGAGAUGCCCACAGGUGCAGUCUGCUUAAUUGGGGUUAUAGCCAGGUGUCCUCAGCUGAGGCCUUACCUUGCCCUUUGAGGUGUCUCUGGCAUCACAGGCCACUAUAGGUCCCAGCGAGGACCAGUGAUUCAUAGAGGUUCACUUAAUAUGAAUCUGCUGCCCAUGUUCAGAAAGGGGGUUUAGGCCUAGCACAGACUCACAGAUAAACACAGAAAGCCAAUUAGUAGUUUAUUUUAAUCCUGCUCAGAGCUGCUUUGUAGGGGUCUCCAUCAACCAAAACUGAUCUUCUAAUAAAAGCAAAUACCAUAGGGCUGAAGGUAUCGCUCAGUGGCACAGUGCCUGCCUGGAAAGCGUGAGAUCAUGAGUUCUAUUCCUGGUAACCAAAACCAAAACAAACAAAAAAUACCAUACAGACACAAAAAGCAGGCAUGGACUGGGCAUUUAGCAUUAAAGCCUGCAUAGCAAGUGCUAGAUCAUGAAUUUGAUCCCUGAUACAAAAAAAAAAACAAAACAAAACACACACAAAAAACCAGCCAGGCAUAGUGGUGCAUGCCUCUAAUUCCAGCACUCAGGAGGCUGAGGCAAGAUCACCACAAAUUGGAGGCCAGCCUGGACUACCUAGUGAGUUUAGGACCAGCCUGAGCUAUGCAAACAGAUCAUGUUUCAAAAACCCAAAUUAGGGGAUGUGGCAGACUGGUCUGGGAGUGAAACACCUUAGUAGAGUCAGGAUACUUGUGUUUAAAUCCCACCUUUGUCACUUAGUGCCUUUGUGACUUGUGUGCAACUAUUCCAUCAUUCUGUGCCUCAGUUUCAUUAUUUAUUUUGUGAUACCAGGGAUUGAACUCUGAGCCUUUCCCAUGUUAGACAAAUGUUCUACCACUAAUUUAUAUCCCAGUUCAGUUUUAUUAUUUAUAAAGUGUAUAUGAUAACAGAACCUAUUUAGUUGAAUGUCCAGCAACCUGGGAGGUUGAGCCAGGAAAAUCACAAGUCUGAGUACUUGGCAAACAAGCAAUUUAGUGAGACAGACCAAAAAAAAAGUACCUGUUUAAUUAGCAAAAUGAAGCUAGUUAAUUUUGUGAAGCUCUUUGAAUGCUGCUUGCAAUCUCAGCACUCUGAAAGCUGAGACAGGAGGAUCAGUUUGUAUUUGAGGCCAGGUUGGGUUACAAAAGUUUACACUAUAUGGUGAGGCCCUGUGUCAAAAAAACCAAAAAGAGGGGCCAAGGAUUUAGCUCGCAGCGAAGUGCCUAACAGGUACAAGGACCUGAGUUUGAUUCCUGGUCUCCCCUCAUCCCACAAAAAAUAAAAACACCAAAACAAAAAAUGAUCUCCCUAAAGUAACUGUAGAGAGUCAGAUUACUGAAUUUUGUUUAGAAAAUAACUGUAGGCUAAGGAAAUAGCUCAGUGGCAUAAGCACGUGCUUGUCAAGUGCAAGGUUUUGAUUUGAUUCCUACUACUGAAAAAAAAAAAAACCCAAAAAUCAAAUACAAGGACAACUAAAACUUUAAUUUUUUUAAAUGCUAAUUUACAACCAUGCUCCAUACAUUAACUUCAGCAUCAUGUAGUGUGUCAGAAUAACUCAAACAUACCUCACAAAGUUAAAAACCUAGGACUUACAAAAAUAAGCAGGUGUGCUGAAUUGAAGUCAGAUACUUUUCAUUACAAACACUAUGGGAAAGUUACUUUAAAACCCUUUCUUUACCUAUUAAGCAUAUCUGAAAACAAACUAUUCUGCAAACACUUGAACUUGUACAGCAGUGCUAAGGGGAAACCUGUUACUCUAUAUUGGUUAGCAGUGUGUACUAAAACUUAGUUUCUCCAUCAUAGAAGUCUUUAAAAAAAAAACUUACAAAAACUGGCAGUUUCCCACUGCCAAGUCCCAAAGAGAGAGAACCCUUAUUACUAUUAUGGUUGUUCAGUAUCUGACCGCCGCACGCCACCUGACUACACUUCAUGUAAGCGUAAAUUUUCCCUCCGCACCCCACUACUGCAGGACAAUACCUGCGGGAAUCGGUCUCAAGUAGUCAGAGUGAUCUUCUCGUGGUGCACUAUGGGUAUGCAAAUUAGGGCGGCCGGCGGCGGUUGGCUAAUCCCGGUUGUGGAGGUGUAGCUCUCUACUGCUCCUGCGUUCUGUGUGCUCGAGGUACCGGAGCUUCCCGCGGACCUUGUACCCAGUGUUUCCUCUCACCCGACCUGGGAGUGAGAAGUUACCGUUCCCAGUGGAAGGAGUCUCCUGGUCUUUCCUCGUCGGUGUGCAAGGAGGCAGAAACAAAAACCGUCAGGUGCAGUGCUCUGGGGCAGUGGACCUGGCUCCGACGGCGCAUCGCUAACAUACAAGCCUUGGAGCCCUGCCUCCAUUUAAUUAAAAAAUCA